UCCCUUAUGCAGUGUGUUUUCGUGCUUAAGCGAGGCUGACGCUGACGAGUGGGGUAUGAGCUGCACCCUCAUGCAUCUUCAACGACCAACACCAACACAAUGACACAUUCAUUGAAUCAACUCUGUGACCGAUGUCGCGAACUUGACCUAGAAUCUUAUGUGGAGCUACGAGUCAAGACAGGCAGAGGCACUAUCGCGUUUAUCGAGAAGGCCUCGAUUCGGAAGACCUGUGAGCUGUGCACCCAAUUUGCUCACAUCUUCAGCGCGCUCAAGGCUCUCCGUGCACAGGUCUCAAAUCUCGACUCUUUUACAUUAGAUUUUCGCCGGAUUCAGCUCAAUGAUUUGACAAUCGUUUACUUUCGUGUACGAUUCAUGGAAUUCAGUAGAGUCCUGGAUUUCGACUUUGACUUCUACCCCACUGCGGCAGUCAUCGAAGAUGUAUCAUCCCAGAAGACCUUGGUCCCUCUCUGCCAAACGAUGCGAUCCGGAUCAUCGAACCUUGGCUUAGCCAAGCAAUGGCUACAGUCAUGCCAGACCAAUCACAAAGAGUGUCAGCAGUCGACGGCUUGGGACACUUCGCUGCGAGUGUUGAAUUGCACAGGGCAAACUCUUGUAACUAUCGACCCUUCAGAGCCGUAUGCAUGCCUCAGUUACGUCUGGGGCAGCCAAUUGGUAGACCAUCAGCUUGACUCCGCCAAUCCUGUCCCGAACGUACCACAAACUAUCACGAACGCAAUGUCCGUAUGCAUCGCGCUUGGGAUACAGUAUCUGUGGGUCGACCGAUAUUGCAUUGAUCAAAACAAUCCAACAGAGAAGUAUCAUCUCAUUUCCAACAUGGACAGGAUCUAUCAAGGUGCCGAACUCACCAUUGUUGCUUCAGCAGGCCAAGGUCCUGACGACGGCCUUCCUGGCGUCCAAACCACUCCAAGACGCGUUCAACUUUACCUCAAAGCCGGAACACAUGUAUUCGCAUCCACAGAAAACAUCCGGGAACAGAUCAACACAUCGACUUGGAACAGUCGCGGAUGGACCUAUCAGGAGAUGCUGCUCUCUCGUCGACGCUUGGUCUUUACCGAUUCGCAGAUGUACUUUCAGUGCCAGUGUACACACUACCUAGAAAGUCUUCAUAUGGCAGCAACAGCUGAAUACGCUCCGUUGAGGGAUCGGUAUCGCGUGUUUCCUUCGCUCGAGGUGAGCAGUCUUCAGAACCGUCUGGCUGAGUACUAUCAGCGACAUCUGUCUGUGCAAUCAGACGUCAUUAAUGCAUUUGCGGGCGUGUGCAACUCCGCACUUGCUCUCAAGAUUUCACCCAUGUCCUCGAACGUCCUCAGCCACUUCUACGGUAUACCAAUACAUUAUAGUCGAACAAGGUUCUUAGUACGGAGGAACGAUUUCCUGGUCGAUUUGGCGUGGAGAGUCAUGCAUCGCGAAUCAACCUUUGAACCACCGCAAUUCCCACUCACGAUUCCAACUUGGUCUUGGGCAUCGCCUAAAGUACGUCAUCGAAGCAGCGGGUUCUCUGGCGAAUACAUUCAGCCGCCAACCUUGACCAUACCUGCGCCAGAUCUGAACCCCCGUUGCGUGUCCAGUUCUGGGACGAUAGUGGAACUGGCCAAUAUCCUACAACAAGAUACCGGCUACACGGGUUUCUAUCCUCAAAUAUUGCUUGAUGGAAUUCUCGUGAAAGUACCAGCCCAACCAAAAUCCAGUACAUUCUACCUUGACAGCCAAGAGCCACUCAACUUCGAUACACUAUAUGCGAUGUACUUAGGAUACAAUGAAAGGACUCGGCAUCCCCAAAGCUGGACUCAAAAUUUCGAAAGGCUUGGUUCAAACCUCUGCUUAUUGCUACAAGCUCUGACCCCUGAGCAGCUUUCAGAGAUGCAUGGCACCCCUCAUCUCACUGGGCGGAGUUGUUACCGUCGAGUAGGACUCUGGAUUCACAACACUUCAUGCGACUUCCUCCCGGGUCUUAGCUCAUCAGCAAGUGUAAUGAACGCAAUGUGCAAACAGCUGCGGGUUGAUUCUCCAUACAGCGAUUGGAAAUGGUUCGAUCGGCCACUCAUCCUGGUAUAAUGGGUAGAGUGUCGCAGUAGGAUGUGAUGUGGAGCUCACGGCAUUGCCGCGGAACAAAUCUCCAUUGUUCGUUUGCAUUGAUCAGACUUUCUGGAAUUCGAUUGGCUCCGCAGAGAAAAGCGUGGUCCACGUUCCAGAUCUUUUCCCUGAUUCUGCGUCGUCUUUUCGUCUCCGAUCAGUCACAUCUUGAGAUCGAAGCGGUCAACUGGGUAUUGGCAUGGGUGGUAUCAAUCAAGACUGUGACUUGUGAGUCCAACUGAUCGUAUGUCAGACGAUCUUUUUGACACUCUAUGCGAGUUCGCCCAGCUGAUACAAUAUCUCAAACUCGCUGUCAUUAAUCAGACAUUGGUCAAAGGAGUGGAUGCAGCAUCAUCUCCUAAAUUAUUCCAUUUGACUGUCCCUACAGAGUUGUAGGGACGAUUCCUGUCAACGCUGUUUUCGGA
This is a messenger RNA of Boeremia exigua, 2519 nucleotides long. Its product is annotated as heterokaryon incompatibility protein-domain-containing protein. The transcript has a single exon. The record is from RefSeq and is a predicted model, not a curated record. Lineage: Eukaryota; Fungi; Ascomycota; Dothideomycetes; Pleosporales; Didymellaceae. Bases 100 to 2076 code for a protein of 658 amino acids.